AUGCGUGUUUGUACGACUUUACUGGUGGCGGCCGUUGCUCUCUUCACUACUCAAAGCUUCGUAAGUGCGCACGAUGAGUCUCGCAACUUGGUCACCUUCCAAGAUCUUGAAGAGCGAGAUGCAGGAAUUUCAUUCACACCGCCGGACGACCCAGCCGACAAAAGAGCAAUCGAAGCAAUUCAAAGUAUUGGUCUUGGAGACGUAGACAAGAAGACACUCGAAGACUUUGUUGGUGCCGAUGUUGUCGCUGCUGGUCCCAAGGCCAUACUUAAAGCCCUGACCAAAAAGCCUGAGGCGGAGCUUACAGCCUUCGUGGACAAGAAUGCACAAACUGGCUCUUCGAACAGUACACCACCGGCAAAGAAAGCACCGUCAGACUUAGGAGAAGUAAGCGAUGAGGCCUUACAAGCACUAACAGAUGCAGUUGGUGCAGAUGUUGUUGCCGGCGGCCAAGCUGAGAUCGCUGGGGCUUUGAUGAAAAUGGAUGAAAAGCAACUCGAUGAUUUAUUGGAAAAAUUAGAGGAACGUAGCUCUUCUGGGGACAGCGGAAGUAAAAACAGCGACACCCCGGUAGCUCCAGCUACCCCCGCUACACCAUCUACCCCAUCUACCCCUGCUACCCCGUCUACACCUGCAACCCCAUCUACACCUGCUACCCCAUCUACUCCUGCUACCCCUGCUGACCCAUCUACACCUGCUUCUCCAUCACCUAGCGCAGACAACACCGGAGUGUAUGCGGCAAAUGCAAAGAUUCUAGAAUCCGUGCUUGGUAGCGACGUGGUUGCUGGAGGUCAGCCAAAAAUCGCAGAUGCUUUGAUGAAAAUGGAGGAUAAAGAUCUUGACGCUUUAAUUGAAAAGCUAUCACCAGUAGCAGAUGAUAAUAGCGGCUCAUCUUCAGGUGCCGGUACACCAAAGCGCUUCCUUGCUGAGGAUACAAUGAAUACCGCACCUGUUGAAUCACUUGACCAGGUUGAUCGCAGACUUCGCUCUACUGAGAAGUAA
Plasmopara halstedii is the source of this 1002-nucleotide messenger RNA. RefSeq names its product RxLR-like protein. The coding region runs from base 1 to 1002 and encodes 333 amino acids. Lineage: Eukaryota; Oomycota; Peronosporomycetes; Peronosporales; Peronosporaceae. The record is from RefSeq and is a predicted model, not a curated record. The transcript has a single exon.